AGAUUUCAUUUCCAGCGACGCAAACCACCCCGAAAAAAACAACCGUUACCGAACCCGCCAUCGAGGGCGUCUUAGCUACUUUUGGGUAGUUUUGUUGCAGCUUGGCUACGUUGAUCGCUGCACAAAUACACGCGCAGCUUGGCGUUGUCUUUUUUCGAAAGGUUCUGUGUGUUGUGCAAAAUUCCAAAAAGCGUGCUAUACCUACCUAACCUUCUCUUCACUUUUGGUUCUGUUUCGGUGAGCUUUGUUUUGCGAAGAAAUCAUACAAGAGUUGUGCGUUGUGUGUGUAUCCAUGGUGACAGCAAUGUGACAGUUAAGUUUUUUGGAAGAAUGUCAGUACAUCCAGUCUACUACGACUAGCUGUCCGCAAAGUGACAGACGAGUGAUAAUUAGUGGGAACACCCUUUGAGUGUUUUGAAAUGUCUCCGGAUGAUCGUGUUCUGUGCUCGGUGCAAACGUGUACACGACUAAUUGGACUUCCCGAAUAGUCGAUUUAAGUGUAGAGAGUUCCAGAAGUGGCGACUCUUCCAGCAGCAAACGAUACGUUGAAAACGUCAACUAAAAUAGUUCCAAAGAUCCAACGAAUUGCGGGAGACAUAAUGCGCUUGGCGCAUCUAAUUGUGAACAUCAACAGCACAACCGUCCAACAACUGCCAACAAGGGAGCUGUUACGCCUGGUCAGCAGCAGCAGCAGCAACAGCUAGUAGGCUGGCUUGCAUCCAUUUUCUUUAUCUUUCUGCGUCGUAGUCAGUGUCAGUGCGAAACCAAUUACAGCGAACCGAACCAAUUCCACAAAAUGCCCUGCCCGGUGUCCUGUUGUUCCUUUGCCGAUCGAUCUGGCCACGGAAGCGGAAGUUCCACCGGACCGGACAGCAAUACCCACGUAACAGAGAAACGCUACGGUUGCUACAAGGCAGGCAUCUUCUUCGCGCUGGCCAUUAUAUUGCUGCUGCUGGUCGGUUGUCUGCCCGUCUUUAUGCUCACCACCAACAACAACCUGAUCCUGCUGAUCCUACUCGUAACGCUGCUGUUUAUCGGUCUGGCCACCUUCAUCUACUUCCGCUGGCAGCGCAAUCGAGCACUCGCGAUGCGACGCACGUACGAGCAGCAAAAGUUUGCCCUGACACGCGUCCAUCAUUCAUCCGGCCCGACUUCAGUACCGGCCACCGACUCAUUGAAGGAUAAUGGUGUUUGGUCGAAAAAUAACACCCAGUCCACCACCCCAUACGGGCAGCAGAAUGCAGCAUCCAAAUUAAACGAACCAACCAGGAUGGGAACAAUGCAACCGGGGGGCGGAAUUAAACCUGACCCAACGAUAGCGGAAGGGACGGUGCAACGAUCCACGAAAAGUCCACCACGAUAUUCAUUCAUCUGAACUGAAAACAGUGCGCGGCAUAUAAAAACGGGGCAACAAGAAACAAAAGGGAAAACAGUGCUAUAAUGUUGAUAAACAAUGUGCACAACAGAGUGUUUGUGGUUACCAACGGCUCUCUCCUCUUACUCUCUCCAUCUUUAUAUAUCUUUUAGUAGUUUUAUUUCAUUUUUUUUAAAUCAAAAACAUGGUAAACAUUAAUUGUACCUUUUGCUCGAAUGAAACAUUCUGUUGCCUGUUCUGUCAAUAUUUUAUACCGCAACCGGUAAUCAACCUCAAACAUAAAUCGGUAAAAGUAACAUUGAACCUAUUUAGAGACCUAGUUAGGCGUGUUAAUAGGUAACAAAAAAAGGCGGAGGGAAACGAAUUUCAACACGCUUGAAAUUGAAAAAUUGUGUUCAAAUAUCUGUUUGAAGUUGACCAAACCGUCUGUUUUUUUUUUUGUUGCUUCUCCUCCCAACGAUGUUGUCGUGCAUCGCUUUAUUUAAUUUAUAUCAUGCUCGGUGAACCAUUCCGCGUGUGGUUAAUUACGUUAGUUGCAAUGAUACGCGUUGAUUGAGCUUUUUUUUUUGGUCUUGCUAUCCGUUUCAAUUCCGGACUGCAAUUGUCAAUCGAUUACGUGCGUUGCUGUCGAAUUGCUUGUUUUACAAUUAUUAAUUACUAAGUUCAAUAGGUUACCGAAUGCACAAUUGAGGACAAAACCAGCU
This is a messenger RNA of Anopheles funestus (African malaria mosquito), 2079 nucleotides long. RefSeq lists its product as uncharacterized. The transcript has 3 exons. The coding region runs from base 797 to 1375 and encodes 192 amino acids. Lineage: Eukaryota; Metazoa; Arthropoda; Insecta; Diptera; Culicidae. The record is from RefSeq and is a predicted model, not a curated record.